AUGCAAACCAGCCAGACCAGCGUGGUGGCGGCCUUUCAAAUCGUGGCCGGGCAGACCGUGGCCGUGCAGAUCGUGGCGGUGGCCGGGGAGGUGGGCAAUCUGGUGUGGGAGGAGCGGCUGUGCGAGGAGACCAGAGUUCCGGGAGUGGCAACGCCGAGCAGGGAGCAGGGAGGCACAGAUCCAGGAGCUCAGCUCACGGCCCAUCCCGCGAAGUGCGGGUGGCCAACCGCCAAGGAGCUCAUUAACCACUGGAAGGGCGUCGCUGAGCAGAAGACAGCUGAGGCGCAGAAGCUGAACGAGGAGCUGGCCGGCGCGCGGGGAGAGCUCGAGAAGGUGCGCCAGGACAAGUUCGCCAGCGAGAACAAGCUCCGGGAGGAGAUUGACAAGACAGAGGAGCGGGGGGAGAAGCUCUUCAUUGAGGCGACCCAGAAGAUGAGGAAGAAGAUCGAGACGGAGAUGCGGGAGGCGCACGAAGCCGAGGUGCGGUCGCUCAAGGGGGAGCUGGACAAGCUGAAGGAGAAUGCGGAGACUGGCAGGCAUGUUCGAGACAAGCUCCGGGAUGAAAAAGACCGCUGCGAGACCUCCGCGAAGCAGGCUCAGGAGGAAACCCAGCGCUGGCGUGAGCGUUACGGGAAGUUGAUUGCAUCUCUUCCUCCGGACUCGCGAUCUCCCAUGGCUCCUGCCGCAGACUUGCGACUCCGCCUGUUCAACAUCGAGGCAUUUCUGGCCAAUUUACAGGGGGAGUUGGCGGAGAUGUUGGACGAGUUUCGCAGCGAAAGCCGGAAAGUCAAGAUUGACCUUCAUGAAGCCUUCCACAAACUGGAACCACGCUACGAAGACCUCCACGGCAUUGCUCAUGAGACUGCAAGGCUAUGCUUGAUGCGAUGCUGCUCAACCUACGUGGUUGCGGGAGGACCCUUAAGCAACCCAGAUCUGGCCCACAGGGCAAUAGAAUGCCUGACGAUCCUCACCCGGUUUCCACACGUGCUUGAUGACUACGGGUCCGAGUCGACGAUAUCAAUCACGAGCCAAAGGGCAUGGAUGUGCAGGGCCCUUCACGACUGGUGUGCCUCCGCAACAAAGCUGUACAAUUGCCACUACAACCAGUACGUGCAGAUUGUGCAGACCCCGUUUCCGCUGCCGCCUGACACUGAGGACCAUGGCUUACGGCAUGGCCUGCUGCCGGAGCUGGCCGCGGGAGCGCCAGUACUUGGCCUAGGGGAAGACGUGCAGCGGACGGUUGUUUCAGGUCUUGUCUCGGAUGGCAAUUUGUGGGUAGAUAUGAGGUUUCCCACUGGCGGCGCCGUUUCUGCUCCAACACAGGUCGCCGAGGCUGUGCAGGAUGGAGGCGGCGAUGGCGGAGACGGCGAUGGCGAUGACGGCGACUCCGCCAAAUUAGAAGUGACUGGUGGCAAGACGGAGGAUGGGGUCGCCAAAAUCACCAGCCAGGGCAAGAUGGAGCGGCGUGGGAUGGGUGGGGCCCGGGAUGGCAGCAAGGGUGGCACCAGCAAGGAAUGCGGGGUCAGGGAUGGGUGGCAAGGCCAUCCAGGCUGGCAGGGGUGGCAGGGGUGGCAGGGCCCCCACAAAGCGCCUGCGGCAACCCGCCGCCACAGGGAGGUCAUGCAGCUGCUGGACAGUGGGAUCAGGGAGGACAAAGCCAGCAGCAGGAUGGACAGUGGGGGGGAAGCUGGAACCAGGGAGGACAGAGCAAUCAGGGAGGAGACUGCCAGCCAGCGGGGGGGGGAGGAGAGGUGGUCGGCGGGAGGACAGGGCCCCGACCGAAGAACGCGGCUGGACAAGAAGUGGCAGGACUGGUCUGCGCAUGAGCGGACGCAGCGCGGCACUCGAGGUCGGUCUGUGCCAGCGUCUUCUUCGCGAGAUGGGGGGCCAUACGAUGGGGUCUUGCAGGCCGAGUACGCCAGGAAGAAGGCCGACGAGGAGAAGAAGAAGGCGGAGGCCGCGAAGAAGGCAGAGGAGGAGAAGCUGAAGGCCGAGGCCGCCAAGAAGGCGGAGGAGGACAAGAAGAAGGCGGAGGCCGAGGCCGCGAAGAAGGCCGAGGAGGACCAGAAGAAGGCGGAGGCCGCGGCCGCGAAGAAGGCGGCCGCGAAGAAGGCGGAGGAGGACAAGAAGAAGGCGGAGGCCGAGGCCGCGAAGAAGGCGGAGGAGGACAACAAGAAGGCGGAGGCCGAGGCCGCGAAGAAGGCCGAGGAGGACAAGGAAGAAGGCGGAGGUCCCUCGUGCCCCCCAAGCAGCCCGGGGUAG
Messenger RNA from Symbiodinium natans, 2262 nucleotides. Lineage: Eukaryota; Dinophyceae; Suessiales; Symbiodiniaceae. The record is from the annotation of a GenBank genome assembly.